Messenger RNA from Cimex lectularius (bed bug), 1666 nucleotides. Its product is annotated as sensory neuron membrane protein 1-like. The transcript is spliced from 9 exons. Gene Ontology annotation, molecular function: scavenger receptor activity. The coding region runs from base 5 to 1513 and encodes 502 amino acids. The record is from RefSeq and is a predicted model, not a curated record. NCBI's taxonomy places the organism in Eukaryota, Metazoa, Arthropoda, Insecta, Hemiptera, Cimicidae. Gene Ontology annotation, cellular component: cytoplasm; membrane.
CACCAUGAAAGCACCAAUGAAAUUGGGAGUCGCCGGGGUCAUAGUUUUCCUCGUCGGCACUGUCGUCGGAUUCUGGGGUUUUUAUAAAUUCCUCUAUUAUAAAAUCGGACAAAGUGUAGCGUUGUCGAAAGACAGCGAGAUGAGGAAGACCUGGUCAAAGAUGCCACUAGCCCUCGAGUUCAAGGUACACAUCUUCAACGUGACAAACCCAGACGAAGCGCACGAUGGAGCGAAGCCGAAUGUGAAAGAGAUCGGCCCGUAUUUUUUCGAAGAAUGGAAAGAGAAGGUGAAUCUUGAAGACGACAACACCGACGACACGGUCUCUUUCAACAUGAAGGCGAAGUGGAUCUUCAGACCUGAUCUCUCCGGCGGGCUUACAGGAGAAGAAGUAGUCUUCAUUCCACAUCCUGCCCUUUUGAGUAUGGUAUUAACUGCUGAAAAAGAAAAACCUGGCGCGCUGCCGAUGCUAGCGAAGGCGCUUCCUCCUCUUUUCAAUUUCCCCUCGACCGUGUUUGUUCCCGUCAAAGCGAUGGACAUCCUGUUCAGGGGGAUUCCGAUAAACUGCACCUCGACUGAAUUCGGCCCGAAAGCCGUUUGCACGAUGAUUAGGCAGAAUCCCAGGGGUAUGAUACCCGACGGGAAGAACAUAUUUCUCUUUUCAUUUUUUGGAGCGAAGAACAACACUCCUGAAGCGGGGAGAUUCACCGUUCAUAGGGGCGUGAGGAAUCCGAAGGAAGUCGGCAUGAUGGUCAAGUUCAACGGCAAGACGGAGCAGAACGUCUGGUCAGGGCCGGAAUGUAACGCUCUCAAAGGGACAGAUUCGACCAUCUUUCCGCCAUUUUUGUCAAAAGAUGAAGAAGCACUGUCCUUCGCCCCAGAUCUAUGCAGGUCAAUUGGAGCCAGGUACCAGCACCCGACCGUUUACAAAGGGAUACCUGGGAAUUUUUACACAGCCACCCUCGGCGACAUGUCGGCAAACGAAGAUGAAAAGUGUUUUUGUCCUAGUCCGACCACUUGUUUAAAAAAAGGAGCUUUUGACAUUUACAAAUGCGCUGGAGCGCCGAUCAUUCUCACACUUCCUCAUUUUUACGAGGCGGACCCGAGCUACCUGGACGAAAUCGACGGCCUCCACCCUCAGGCCGAGAAGCACCAGAUCUUCAUCAACUUUGAACCGAUAACAGGAACACCCCUCGGCGCAAGAAAAAGGCUCCAGUUCAAUAUAGGAAUACACGCGAUUAAAAAAGUACCGUUGAUGAAGAGCCUACCAACAGCCCUUGUACCUAUGUUUUGGGUCGAAGAGGGCUUGGAGUUGAACCAGGAUUUCAUCGACAUACUCGACGCGAACCUGUUCCGCACCCUGAGGAUAAUCGGAGUAGCUAAAUGGGUCAUCACAAUAUUAGGUCUGAUCCUGAUCGGCGCAGGCGUUUUACUCCAUUUCUACAGGCAGAAGGGCAGUGCAGAAGAGAACACAAAAAAUGUCAACGUGUCGUCCGUCACCCCUAAAAAAUACUGACUAGUCCAACACAAUUUCACGUUGUUUGCAACUGAAAUAUAGUUUUGUAUAUUUUUUCGUAUUCUCUCGCAAAGUUUUGUGGAAAGGAGAACAAACUUUGCGAGGUGUUUGUUGACUGUAUUGAAAUUUUAGAAUAAAAUUGUUAUUUCCUUA